UACCAUCUGCUAUCAUCAAUUGUCAUCUUCCACCGUCGCACAUAUACUAUUCACCCAUCCAUCCAUCAAACCUUUAUCAAUCAACCAAUUCUAAGGGUUCGCUAGAGAUCCCUCUUGAGAUCCACCGCGUUCCUUCUACUUCUAUUCAUUACUUUACGCUGGUACCUACGGGUCAUCUUCGUACACGAUGCCUCCUCGUAGUCGCAAGCCCACCGGCGCAGCAGACGCAAAGUCUGCCCCAGCAGCUAAGAAGUCCACCGCCAAAGCCCCGACUACCAAGAGCAAAAUCACCAAGCCCGCCCCAGCUCCGAAACGCGCCUCCGCUCGCGCGCCGUUAGAACAUGACGAUGAGAGUCUGCCUGAAGGUGAGACUGGCGUGAACGGACGCGCCAAAGGCGCUACACGAGGCGCCGGAAAGUCCGCAGCCAAGCGAUCUAGCGGAACGGCCGCGGACGCGUAUCUACAAGAAGCUAUCGGUGCCGAAGAAGCCGAACUGAACGGCGACAGCAGUGAUGGAUCAAAGGGUUCAUCGAAGCGUAAGAGAGAAGACGAAGAUGAUCAGGAUCAAGAAGAAGAACCUGAGACCGCACCUCGAACGAAGAGAGCUAAGAAAGCACAUGCUGGUGAGGCUCAACCUAAGCAGCCUACCAAGGCGGCACGAGCAAAGACUACAAAGGCUGCGAAGACCACGAAGGCCGCUGCCACCACGAAGAAGCCCCGCGCUCCUCGAAGCAAACCUAAGGCUGAAGAAGUCGAGGAUGAUGAAGUUGCUGAAGAUGAGGAGCCGGAGGAAGCACCUCCCGUGAAGAAGAGCCGCACUACCAAACCGGCAGCGAAAUCAGCCGCUGAACCCAAGCCCGCUAAACCGGCUGCUCGCACUCGAGGUCUCGGUGCCAGAGGCGUUGCAAUCAACGACGUUCCAUCCAAGCCAUUCGAUGUCUUCGUCUUUGGUGAAGGAUCCUCUGGUGAACUCGGUCUUGGUAGCAAGAAGUAUGAGGGCAAGAAGCCCAUUGACGUAAAGCGUCCUCGAAUUAACCACAAUCUGAAGGGUGUGGUUGAUAUCGCUUGUGGUGGCAUGCAUUGCAUUGCCCUAACCAAUGAGCAAGUUGUUUUUACUUGGGGUGUCAAUGACGAUCGCGCAUUAGGCCGUGAUACUUACUGGGAAGGCGGCACUCGUGACGUUGACGACGAAUCCGACUCUGAUGAUGAUUCGGAUGACACUGGUGUGAACCCGAACGAAAGCACUCCUGGCCGUGUCGACCUUAGUGUCCUCCCAGAAGGCACAAAGAUCUCCCAAGUGGCUGCUACGGACUCGGCCUCGUUCAUCCUUACCGACGAUGGUUGGGUCUAUGGUUGGGGAACCUUUAGAGGUUCUGACGGAAUCAUCGGAUUCAGCGAUGGCGUGCGAACCCAGUCUACUCCCGUCAUCAUUCCUGGAUUGAAGAACAUUAGCCGCCUAGCAUGUGGAUCCAACCACGUCCUUGCACUUGAUCUGACUGGCAAGGUCUUUACAUGGGGCAGCGGAGGCCAAUUCCAGCUUGGCCGAAAGCCGCUUAGCCGUCUCGGAGGCCCAAGUGCCGGCCUGAGCCCUCAGCCUUGUGGAAAAUUCUCAAAGAAGCAUCGCGCAGUCAAAGUUGGUGCUGGUUCGUACCAUAGCUUCUACAUCGACGACAACGAUCAGGUCUGGGCCUGGGGUCUGAACAACUACGCACAGACUGGCCUCAACGAGAACACUGGCGAAGAUGAUGCAAUGGUUCUUCAGCCACAGAUUGUCAAGUCACUUGAAGACCAGAAGGUCUCCCAGAUUGUUGGUGGCGAGCACCAUUCCGUCGCUUGCACGGCAGACGGAAAGCUGCUUACAUGGGGCCGCGUAGACGGUCACCAAGUUGGCCAACCAUCCAGUAUCUACAACGAGGACAAUGCCUUAUUCGAUAGCAAUGGCAAGCCUCGGAUUCUUUUGACGCCCACCCUUGUUGAUGGUAUUAAGACUACCUACGUCGCAGCUGGUACGGAUACCAGCUUCGCCAUUGACGAAGCCGGCAAGGUCUAUUCCUGGGGUUUCUCCGCAAACUACCAGACGGGACAAGGAACUAUUGAUGAUAUUGAAGUUCCCACUGUCAUCGACAACACUGCCAUCCGUGACCGCAAGAUUAUUUGGGCUGGUGCUGGCGGUCAAUUCUCGAUGGUUGCAGCUGCCGCCGAUGAGGAUCUGCCUAACGGCCAUUAGGUGGUAUUGUAAGUUGGGAUAACCGGGAGGUUUAAGGUGCAUUGAAAAGGAUUGGUGUACUCGGGAGGGCGUGUUUAUACCAGUACCUAUACAACAUUUUGCAUUUCAGGUUCCAGGCUCAAAAGGUGAUAUGAGCCUGAGGGGACAUCUCAGCAGAGCACGAAGUUUUGCGGGUAUGAGGGAAUUGCCUUGAAAGAUGUCCCAGAUUUUGCAGCGAACGCAUGGAGGCUAAUGAAGAGCCCGAUAUUAGGAGACCUCAUGUACAUUAUAAUUGCAGAUAAUGGCUAGCGCUGCUUUCUCCCCGCUUGUACAUAUAUUCGAUAUGGGCUUUUAUGGCCAUCGAACUGGGAAUUUUGCUCGAUUAUAUUUGUUUUUUUAUUACGUGACUUCUCGGCUAUAAGAACUACUAACUGCUAAUAGGUAUCCGAACAAUAGUUGUAGUAUCAACCUGAUUACACUGCCUAAUUAAAGCGAAGCACCGACAUCCCGUGGCAAGCCUGGUCAGCU
This is a messenger RNA of Annulohypoxylon truncatum, 2734 nucleotides long. RefSeq names its product RCC1/BLIP-II. Gene Ontology annotation, cellular component: cytoplasm. Gene Ontology annotation, molecular function: guanyl-nucleotide exchange factor activity. The transcript has 2 exons. Lineage: Eukaryota; Fungi; Ascomycota; Sordariomycetes; Xylariales; Hypoxylaceae. The coding region runs from base 188 to 2227 and encodes 679 amino acids. The record is from RefSeq and is a predicted model, not a curated record.